UUGAUAAGUUUUGUGAUGAUAAGUUUUGUCUCAGAUAAGAUUUUUUUGAUAUGUUUUGUGGUGAUAAGUUUUGUCUCAGAUAAGUUUAGUAACGGUAUGUUUUGUAUGGGCUCCAAUAUGUCAACUCCUAUCAUCCUCCCCGACUCGGAGUCUCUCAUCCAGAUAAAGUAGGCUAGCAGAAAAAACUAUUUAAGAGCGUUUGGACAGCUGCGGAAGUUUGUUGGUGAAGAUUUCUCACCACCUGAAGAAGAAUUUCUCCAAUAUUUCAAGCACCUCAGAGAAGAUAAAAAAAAUGGCAUCUUCUAGCCUAUGGACAACAUAUUCCAUGAUAAAUCGAAUGUGCAAAGGAAAAUUUUCCUGCAACUUGAAAGCAGUGCUGCCGGGUUACCAGUCUAAUCAAGAGCUUCGAUAUUGAUGUAAAAACUAAAGCCUGUUUAUUCUCCGCUAUGGAUAUAAACAAGUUUGUACUGGGUCCUGAGAUAUCGUCCCCUUAUUGGCUUGUGCGGAAGGCUACUGUUUAUCUCACCUAUUAUGAAGGUCUCCAACAUGUAGAGACAUGAACUUGAAAAUAGAGAUAUGCGAGUCUACUCCAGCUGGUGUGUAUGUGACCCAUAUGCGAGCAAAGCAGCGAAGUGACAAGAGAAAUUCAAGUAAUCUCAGGUUCCUGAUUCCCCGGAAGACUGGAGAAGUUAGUGCUGCAGACGUCCUGGACCUCUACCUGAGGCAAGUCAAGGGGGAUUUGGGUCUUUACACUGGGCGCCUUUUGUGGAGAGGAAAUGGGAUCUCAUUCACCAAAACUCCUCUGGAAAAGAAUAUGGUCGGAGAAGUGCCUUCUGAUAUGGCUACACAUCUCCAUAUUAAUGAGCCAAAAAAAGUAUACAUUCCAUAGCUACAGGAGGUCGGCUGCUACAGCUGUAGCAGAUGCCGGAGCUACAUCUGACCAAAUGCAAGACUUUUUUGGUGCCAAAAUGACCACCAGCAAAGCAGCCAUUAUCAAGGUCACCCAGAAGCUCCAGGAUACUGAGACAAAGGACAACCUUGGCCAUGUGAAUGUUGCUGAGAAAGCCUGCAAGGAGAGUUCAAAGCUUGCAAUGAGAGUGCAGAGGUCGCCCAAGAGAGUCAGGUUAGCGACUUUGGGGAACUCUGGGAUUAUUGGAACCCAACUGGAGAGGAGGUGAGCGGAGCAACCUCAGCUUAUAGGGCUCCUAUGAAGAGAGUCUGGAGCUAAAGUUUUCUACAUAAACAAAAUCGAAAACUUCCAUUGCUAAAUGUAAACCAUGUGUUUUCUCUGUCAAUACACAAUAAACAUAUUAAAUGAAAUUUUAAAAGCAGGGUGAUUAAGUUACUUUUUUGCCCUGUUGUAGGGCGAUAAAGUA
Eurytemora carolleeae is the source of this 1376-nucleotide messenger RNA. RefSeq lists its product as uncharacterized. Lineage: Eukaryota; Metazoa; Arthropoda; Copepoda; Calanoida; Temoridae. The transcript has 3 exons. The record is from RefSeq and is a predicted model, not a curated record. The coding region runs from base 557 to 889 and encodes 110 amino acids.